Messenger RNA from Striga hermonthica, 3480 nucleotides. The record is from the annotation of a GenBank genome assembly. NCBI's taxonomy places the organism in Eukaryota, Viridiplantae, Streptophyta, Magnoliopsida, Lamiales, Orobanchaceae.
AUGAAGAAUGUGAAGAUACCCAAGUGGCUUGAACAGUUGCCUUUGGCGCCUGAGUUUCGCCCGACCGACACAGAAUUUGCUGACCCAAUUGCUUACAUAUCCAAGAUUGAGAAAGAGGCGAGUGCUUUUGGUAUAUGCAAAGUGAUCCCGCCAUUGCCCAAGCCCUCAAAAAAGUAUAUACUUCGUAAUUUGAAUAGAUCACUCUCCAAGUGUCCCGAGUUGGGUUCUGAUGUAAGCCUUGUUAACGUAGAUAGUGGUGUGAGGCAUAACUGUGAUAGGACCGUGAAUAAUGGGGAGAAUAGGGCUGUUUUCACCACAAGACAACAAGAAUUAGGAUGUGAGAAGGGAAAGAAGGUAAAAGGUGCUGCUGAACCGCAAAAGCAAGUCUGGCAAAGUGGGGAGGUUUAUACUAUUGAGCAAUUUGAGGCUAAGUCAAAGAAUUUUGCUAGGAGUCUGUUGGGCACGGUUAAAGAUGUGAAUCCUAUAGUUAUAGAAGCUAUGUUCUGGAAAGCAGCGUCUGAAAAGCCCAUAUACGUGGAGUAUGCAAAUGAUGUGCCGGGCUCGGGAUUCGGUGAGCCAGAAGGUUCAUUGCGUUAUUUCGCCAGACGUAGGAGGAAAAGAAGGAAGAGGAAUUCAUUCGAUAGGAAUUUUGUAGGAAAAUCUAAUAGCAAGAAUGAUGGAGUAGAUGAAGUAAAUAGUACUAGAGAUGAGAAAGUUUCGGGCAGCCAGGAUUUUCCUAAUUUGAAUACAGUUGCAUCUUCAAAUUUAAUUCCUCCUUUUUGUGGCCGAAAGGAUUUUCAAGGUGGGGAUGAAAUGGAAGGUACGGCCGGCUGGAAGCUUUCGAACAGUCCUUGGAAUUUACAGGUGAUAGCUCGGUCUCCAGGUUCCUUGACACGUUUCAUGCCUGAUGAUAUUCCUGGUGUUACAUCUCCGAUGGUUUAUAUUGGGAUGUUGUUCAGCUGGUUUGCAUGGCAUGUAGAAGACCAUGAGCUUCACAGCUUGAAUUUCCUUCACAUGGGCUCUCCAAAGACUUGGUAUUCAGUCCCUGGAGAUUAUGCUGUCAAUUUUGAGGAGGCCAUUCGCGUGCAUGCCUAUGGAGUUGAUGCUGACCGGAUGGUCGCUCUAUCUCUCUUGGGGGAAAAGACUACUGUGUUGUCUCCUGAGGUCAUUGUUUCAUCAGGCAUCCCGUGUUGUAGGUUGGUGCAGAAUCCUGGUGAAUUCGUGGUGACUUUUCCAAGAGCUUACCACAUAGGAUUCAGCCAUGGUUUUAAUUGUGGGGAAGCUGCUAAUUUUGGAACACCACAAUGGCUUUCAAUAGCUAAGGAAGCUGCUGUUCGCAGAGCUGCCAUGAAUUAUCUCCCUAUGCUUUCUCAUCAACAGCUGUUAUACUUGCUGACAAUGUCUUUCAUUUCAAGAAUGCCAAGAUCCUUAUUGCCAGGGGUAAGAAGCUCGCGUUUGAAAGAUCGUCAAAAGGAGGAAAGAGAACUGUUGGUAAAGAGAGCAUUUAUUGAGGAUAUCUUGCACGAAAACUGUCUCUUGACUGUUCUCCUCCGAAGAAACUCCUCUUGUCGAGCAGUAUUAUGGGAUGUUGAAUCAAUGCCGUCAUCAGCUAAAGAGACUAAAGUCUACAUGGAGAAAAAUGCUGACAUAUUCACAUCAGCUGGAAAAGAAUUUCCUGAAAAUGACGAUAACUUACACGAAGUCGGCCAGCUGGGUGAUUAUAUUGAUGCCAUUGGAUUUGAUCUCAAUGAUGAUGGUUUGCCCUAUAAAUUUCAGAUAGAGUCUGGGACUUUACCUUGUGUAGCUUGUGGUAUUCUUGGUUUUCCAUUUAUGACUGUUUUGCAACCCUCUGAUAAAGCAUCAGUUGAUCUCCUUUCCAAUCUUGGAAAUGUUGUGGAGGGAUCUGCCAAAGAUGUUGCUGACAAAGCUAAGUUAAACAAGAUGGUUCUGCACCGUGUAAAUGAAGAUUCAUCAGUGGCAGAAACAAGUCAUUAUACGAUAUCUUCAAAAGCUGAAAUUGUCAGUGAAUGGAACACUUCUGAUGUAACUCUAAAGCCACGGAUUUUCUGCCUGGAGCAUGCGAUUGAAAUCGAAAAGCUAUUGAGUUCAAAAGGCGGAGCUAAUAUUCUCGUGAUAUGUCAUUCAGACUUCCAGAAAAUAAAAAGCCACGCUGCAUCCACAGCAGAGGAAAUCGGCCUUCCUUUCCGUUACACCGAAAUACCACUUGUGAAUGCCUCUGAGCAAGAUCUGAACUUAAUCGAUAUUGCUAUUGCUCAAGAAGAAAAAGCCAAUCAUGUGGAUGAAUGGACCUCACUUUUGAGCAUCAAUUUGCAGCACUGCGUGAGGGUCAAAAAGAGCACCCCUUCAAAGAACGUUCGGCAUUUAUUGAAUCUGGGCGGGUUGUUUUGUGACCCAUCGUCUCAAAUUUUAAAUGCGUCCGGCAUAAAAUGGGUGUCGAAAAAAUUGCGGUCAAAUUGUUUUUCGAAAAAAGUUCAGUCGUCUGGCAUACCAUCUGAGGAGAUGACAACGGGAGAAGAUGAUUCGACGGCUAAGAAAGAGAUAAAAAUCAUACACUAUUCGAGAAAAAGGUACAAGGCUCGUGCUUGUGCAGAAAAAAGGGGCCCCGAUGACAAAAUUGGUAAUUCAAGUCGCAAUUCUGAGGCAAAAGCAGUCGAGGUAAAUGAAAUCCCGAUAGAUGAAGUGAAUGAGCCUGCUGAAGGAUGUGAUGAUGAAGAAAAAGGCUCAACACAGUGUAACCUGCCAAACUGUACUGAUGAAAAUGCCUUUACCCAAUCACAGCCUGACGAGCAGCUGGAAGAGAAAAUUAUAUCGGGACAUAAUGAGACUGUAAGUGAAUCAACCUCAACAUUAAUCGAAGAACACAAGGGCAAAAAUGUCUUUUCUACUGGGAAGAAAGUUGCAGAUUAUCGAAAUGCGAAGACUGUAAGCAAAAGGAAAAGAGAAGUAGAUAUGCUUUCGUCUCAAUCUGACCAAUUCGAUUUGGGCGGUUUUAUUAGGAGCCCAUGUGAGGGUUUGAGGUCUAGAGCAAGACCAACUAAUGAUAACAAGACCGGAAAAUCAAAAAACACAAAUCUCUCGGUGGUUUCAAAGAACGAGAAGCAGCUGCAAAUGGGCCAUUAUCAAUGUGAGUUAGAUAAUUGCACCAUGAGUUUCCAAACGAAGGCCCAAUUAAUUCUGCACAAAGGAAAUAGAUGCCCAGUCCAAGGCUGUAGGAAAAGAUUCAACUCACACAAAUAUGCAGUGCAGCAUGCACGCGUUCAUGAUGAUGACAGGCCUUUGAAAUGCACUUGGGCCGGUUGUACAAUGUCGUUUAAGUGGGCCUGGGCCCGAACCGAACAUUUAAGGCUGCAUACUGGGGAAAGGCCAUAUACGUGCAAAGUGGACGAGUGUGGGCUUACUUUCAGGUUUAUGUCUGAUUAUAGUCGGCAUAGACGUAAAACUGGGCAUUUUGCAGCGUAA